GUUGUUAACACUAUCAGUACCGGUUUGAACAAAUUGUGGAUGGUUUGCAAUUACGCGUUAAGAAAAUGAGUCACAAUUGGCUGAUGCUUUGCUUUGCGAUCGGUGUUCAAUGUUUGGUGUUUCCACUUACAAAUGCUGGCCAAGCAGAUUCGUGUUUUUCCUCUUCUUUCUCAAGAGCCAUUGGUUACAUCCUUCAAGGAUUUUUACUUGGUGAAAUAGAAGUCGAUUCGAUUAUUGAAUGCAAAAGACGAUGUGUUGCCAUUGCAAAUUGCAAUUCAUUGAAUAUCUUGUCAAAUUCAGACGGAAGCUUCAUGUGUCAGUUGAACAGCCACCUUAGAGAGAGUGGCUUGAAGGAACAAUUUGUACGUCAUGCGUCCGGGGAAUAUUAUGGUUUAAAGGAAAAGAAAUUGUGCAACGAUAAUGGAAAUACUUGCAGCUCCGUUUCGUCUUGGUUUGCUUUCAAUCAGAGUUCUUUCCAGCUUGUCAGCAAUCGCCUCACAUUUGAAAAUGCACGAAAAGUUUGUCAGGAGAUGAAAGGUGACCUCGCGUCCACAUCAAGUGACGAGGAACAGGCAUUCUUGUACAAAAUAUUUCUAGAUAGUAAUCCUCCGGCGGGCAGCCAAGUGUAUGUUGGGUUAAACGAUAUUACCAAAGAAGGUGUAUUUGUCUGGAGUGAUGGAUCUCCAAACCUAUACGCAAAAUUCCGUAGCGGACAACCCAACAACGACGGGAAUGAAGAUUGUGUUACAUUGGAAGAAAACUUUGGUGAUGCUGUGUUUAAUGACCGACAGUGUGUUGAAGAAAAAAGAUUCUUCUGCGAGACAAGUCUUGUGAACCUUUGAGUUAUAAGUAUUCAGUAACAAUCUCGUGGAAUUCUGCAUGAUCUUAAAACAGAAUGAAACACUGCAAACACUUUCACUAACCUCACCAUAAUUAAUAAUUAAAUAAAUUUUUAUGUGCUUACAUCGAUAUAAACUUGUAAUUUAAGUAGCAGGUUUAUCCACAUUUAGGUAAAGCAAAAUUUCUUUCACUCAUAAAGGCUCAAAAUUGCCGCAAAUAUCUUAUGUAAAAUUAUGAUCUACGGACAGUUGUAUACGAAAAAUUUGAAUCAUUUUGUGAUCACCGCUUUGUACGGGUAAAACGUUACUAUUUUUGCUUUUUUAUUUUUUUUUCAAAAUUUUCAAUUUUUAGAGGUACUUCAUGUUAUUGCUUUGUUUAAUCACCCCACGCGAAAUCUACGCACCGUUAACUUUUGAUUAGUUAACCAACAAACUGACUACGUUUUGACCAACGCAGUUAAGGCGUGUAGUAACUAAACUGUCUAGUUAUAACGCCAAAUAUACUAAACUCCAACUAUCUUUUUAUACAACCGACUACAAUAAAUGAGAUGCAAAGUUUAGAUUAUUCGUCUGCGAAAAACUCAGCCUGUUGUACUGAGAGAAAUUUUGACGUAUUUUACAAAAGUCUUCCUAAAUAUAGCUAUAUAUAUAUAGUCUCGCUUUCUCGUUCACCGCACAUAAAGCAAGCAAGCAAGUGAUAUUGCAACAUUGUAAUGACACAGAAUAUUCUAGAAUAACCCCUCGUUGUAAACGGGCUUG
Molecule: messenger RNA, 1598 nt
Organism: Dendronephthya gigantea
Lineage: Eukaryota; Metazoa; Cnidaria; Anthozoa; Malacalcyonacea; Nephtheidae
Product: alpha-N-acetylgalactosamine-specific lectin-like
Exons: 5
Coding region: 66-842 (258 amino acids)
Source: RefSeq, a predicted model, not a curated record